Molecule: messenger RNA, 921 nt
Organism: Durusdinium trenchii
Lineage: Eukaryota; Dinophyceae; Suessiales; Symbiodiniaceae
Source: the annotation of a GenBank genome assembly
AUGGUCUUCUUCGUGUACAUUGGAGGCGGUCCACGGGCCCUCGCCCUGAGCGGUGCCAUGUUCUUAGCCUCCAUGCUCAUCCAACGCUGGGGGACCGACGAGUUCACAGGUGAGAUGAGCUACUUCGACGAGCUCGAAGCGGAGCGUGGCUUCCACAGUUAUGGCCUUGACCGCAUGGAGCGCCUGCGCCUCGAGCGCCAACGGCGGCACCGCAGCUCCGCGCGCCACGCGCGCCACGGGCGCGGGGGCAGUGCGUCGGGCGGAACGGGCGGCGGCUUUUUGGGCGGCGGCCUGUUCGGCAUGAGCGACUACUUCGGCGGCGGCUUCUUUGGCUCCUUUUGCGCAGCCAUGCUGCUGUCCCUCUUCCUCUUUGCAGUAGGGCUGUUCCUUUUGCGCGCGCGGCCCGCGUUGCGACAACACUGGCUAGUACAGAGAAUUGAUCAAGUGCUGAUGGACGUCGCCGCGCGCAUCGAAGUUUGGAUGCUGAAUCUGCUGGGCCAAGAGAACCACCGAGGGACACGUGAGCGCGUGAGUAGCGAGGAGGUGCAGAAGAUUCAGAGAGAGACCUUUGUGGAUGAGCAGCAGCUCCAGAAGUGGAGCGUGGCAUCCCUCAAGGACGAGCUGCGGAAGCUCCACCGUCAGGCCGAGCUGCGGAUGACCUUCGCCGGCGGCCGCGAGACCCGGGAGAUGCAACAGUUUCUGAAGUCUGGGCUUGGCGUGGAGAAGGCGGAGCUGGUCCAAGCCGUGCUUAAAGCUCGUGGAGGUGAUUCUGGCAUCAACUGCGCAGUGUGCCUCUCCAACUACACCAGCGGCGACGAGCUGCGUGUGUUACCGUGUGGACACCGCUUCCACUGCGAUUGCGUGGACCGAUGGCUCACGCAGCAGAGCAGAACCUGUCCACUCUGCAGCAAGCGAGUGUGA